Branchiostoma floridae (Florida lancelet) is the source of this 3207-nucleotide messenger RNA. Its product is annotated as sodium- and chloride-dependent GABA transporter 1-like. Gene Ontology annotation, biological process: sodium ion transmembrane transport. The record is from RefSeq and is a predicted model, not a curated record. Gene Ontology annotation, cellular component: membrane. NCBI's taxonomy places the organism in Eukaryota, Metazoa, Chordata, Leptocardii, Amphioxiformes, Branchiostomatidae.
CGAGAGAGACGCUCAGCUUCCGGCGUUGUACACAAAGAUCCUCGUACGAACGUGCUGUGUCGUUAUACAACUUAUAUAGACGGUAAUUGUCGGAAUAGCAUAGCAAAUAUUUGCCAAAGAACCAGGUCUGGUUACGCCACCAUGCUCAGCUCAGUGUGGACCCAGCCCCGACAGGAGAACAGGGUGAGAGACCCGAUGCUCGACAAGGAAGACGACGCGCCCGAACACCGCGGGCCUGUACACGACAUGGAGCCGGGCGAGCCGAGAGACCAGUGGGCCCGGAAAGCAGAGUUUCUCCUGGCCAUGGUCGGCUAUGCAGUGGGACUGGGAAACGUCUGGAGGUUUCCUUACCUCUGUUACAAAAGUGGAGGCGGUGCGUUUCUCAUCCCUUACUUCAUCAUGCUGUUCCUGUGUGGUAUUCCCCUGCUGUACAUGGAGCUGGCAGUAGGACAGUACACACAGCAGGGGCCAGUAGGGGCACUGGGCAAGAUCUGCCCUCUUCUGAAAGGAGCUGGAUUGGCUACAGUGGUGAUCACUUUUAUUUUCUCCACCUACUAUAACGUCAUCAUCACAUGGGCUCUGUACUACCUCUUCAACUCAUUCCAGGAGCCAUUGCCGUGGGCUAGGUGUGACAACCCCUGGAAUACUGGAAACUGUACAACUGGUAUGAACCGCUCCCUACUCCACAACGACAGCACUUCGCCCAGCAAUGAGUUCUUCGACCACAAUGUUCUGGAGAUCAGUAGUGGGAUAGAUGAUUUUGGAGCCCCCCAGUGGGACCUGUCCCUCACUCUGCUGCUGGCCUGGAUCAUCGUCUACCUGUGUAUCUUCAAAGGUGUCAAGUCAACAGGAAAGGUGGUAUAUUUUACUGCGACGUUCCCGUACAUCGUGUUGAUCGCCCUCCUGAUCCGCGGGGUAACACUGGACGGAGCAGUGGACGGAAUCCUGUUCUUUCUCGAGCCCAAAUGGCACCUGUUGGGUACAGCUGAGGUAUGGAUCAAUGCUGCUGCCCAAAACUUCAAUUCUAUCGGCUAUGCCUUUGGAGGUUGUAUCGCCUUAUCCAGCUACAACAAGUUCAACAACAACGUCUUCAAGGACACAUUGAUGAUCGCAUGUAUCAACUCAGCGACGAGUCUCUUGGCGGGAUUCGCCAUCUUCUCUGUCAUGGGCUACAUGGCGUUCUUACAGGGCACUACUGUUGAGGAGGUAGCAACACAAGGUCCAGGACUGGCAUUUGUGGUGUACCCCCAGGCCAUAGCCACGAUGCCUGUGUCUCCUCUCUGGUCCAUUCUCUUCUUCAUCAUGCUCCUCCUCUUGGGGAUUGACUCUCAGUUUUGCACAGUGGAGGUGAUCAUCACCACCUUGUACGACCACUUCCACCCACUGAUCAGGAAGUACCUGAAGAGGAAGGAAGUGUUGGUGCUUCUGGUGUGCUGUGUGUCGUACCUGCUUGGGCUUCCCAACAUCGCACCGGGAGGGAUGUACUUUUUCCAGCUGAUUGAUUUCUAUGCUGCGGCCAUCUCUCUCAUGAUCAUUGCGUUUUUCGAAGUUGUUGCCAUUUCAUGGAUAUACGGUGCCAAUAGGCUUGCCCGGAAUAUAGAAGAGAUGACAGGAAACAAACCCUGGCUGUACUUCAUCGUGUGCUGGUACGGACUGUCUCCAAUUCUCAUUGGGGGGAUCAUGAUCUUUGGGUUUAUUCAGUACACCCCUGUAAGGUAUGGCGACUACUACUACCCAGGCUGGGGCCAGGCUAUUGGCUGGGUUAUUGCAUCACUUUCCAUAAUCUGUCUUCCAAUCGGAGCCAUCCACGCAUUGCUGAAGGAGAAAGGAGGCUUUGUGGAGCGCUUCAUGGCGACCCUGAAGUCAAAGAUUCCUGACCGAGGCUCACUCGCAUUUGAACCAGAAGAAUUUGGGUCAUACCGUAAGGAAGAUCCGGGUCUGCCACCAUCGUAUAACGACAUCUCACGCCAAGAAGGAUUCGCCUCGGCCCCACCUCCAUCUUCAGUGCAAGAAAGUGCCCUUUGAGUUCUUGUAUCUGCAUUAUUCUGUAUUGUAUAUAACUAGUAAAAGUGCUAUUCUGUGUAAGACACCAGCUUUGCAUGCACGGUGUCUAGUUAUAAAUGCAUGCCAUCAAACAAAAUGCCACACCUAACCUGUACACACCUGUAGCUCCAAGCAUGUUUUAACACUACCUACAUGUAUACCAGGUGUUCUCCCAAUGUUUAUGUCCUAAAUGACUAAGUUUAUGCUUUUGUUGUGUACUUUAUUCAUAAGUUGACAGAGACCCUACAUAGGAAAGCUGUAUAUUUCUGUCAAAAUCAUGAGUUAUUUUUCUCUUUUGUUUGAAAUAAAAUGGCUCCUUUUAGUAUAGAAGGUAGAAUUAGAAGGAUCUAAACCAGUAUAUUAUACAUUCCAAGCAAUGUAUUUUUACAGCAUUGUCAGUGAAGUCAUAGGGCAAGUUGCACUUAGAGUGGUGUAAAAUAUGACUUUCAAAUUUUACAUCAUAUUUUAGAAAGCUACUAUUUUAUAUUGACAGGUGAAGGAAGUUCUACCAAAGGUAACAAUUGAAGUAUACACCAGUAUUGUGCAGAUUAAGUGAAAUUUUUGCUAUGGUGUAAAUUUGUAAGGAAGCAGUAUAUGUACAAUGAUAUUUUUGUAUAUUUAGCUUUUACAACUUGUACAACAUUAAAGUUAAAGUAUGUUUUCUAUUUAAUUUCUCAAUGUGUCUCACGUACAUGUUGUCCAUGGCUGUCCAUCACAUGUUGUCACAACAACAUAUGAUUUGCAUACUUGGGAAUUUAAAUAGUAAGCCCAACUUUUGGUAAUUGAUAUGUUGUACUGUUGUAUAUCAUUUAAGCAUAAAAGUACAUGCAUUGCGUUUUCUUGCUGGAUUGUGAAAUCAGUUUGAACUAGUUUUGUUUACCUAGCUUAAAGAGUAUAUUAGUUGAUCUAUAUUAUGAUGAUUUGAAGAAAGGCUAAGUUGUAAAUACACGUCAUGCACUUUUAGGAUAAGCUCUGUGUUUUUACCUGCACUUUUAUGCAAAAGAGCAACAAAAUCAAAGGCUGAAUAAAACAAUACAUUUACAUGUACAGUGUAUACACACGUUUUUGAAAGUUUACAAUCUACAGUAAGACUUACCUUGUAAAGAAAAUAACUUAAUAAGUUAUUGUGUGUCUCAUACAGUCUGUAUACAGUAAAGUGCCAGC